Molecule: messenger RNA, 287 nt
Organism: Paramecium pentaurelia
Lineage: Eukaryota; Ciliophora; Oligohymenophorea; Peniculida; Parameciidae
Source: the annotation of a GenBank genome assembly
AUGAAAUAAAUUAAAGAGUUGAAGGACUUGAUAAGAAAAGCUAAAUUGAAUACUGUGAUGAGUUCUAAAUUCUCUUGCAUCAAUUUUUAUAAGAUUAAUUAUGAAAAGAGCAUACUUCUCUAAACAUCUCCUAGUUACUCAAAGUAAUUUGUAUUGUAAAAUUUAGCAAGGUGUUGAAAAAUGAAAUGAUGUUGAUAAAUUUAUUUAUUUAUAAUUAAUUUCAAUAUAUCAAUCCUGCUCAAAUAAUUUAGAAACAGAGAUUCAAUUAUAAGUUACAACAAAAUUGA